This is a messenger RNA of Centropristis striata (black sea bass), 2755 nucleotides long. RefSeq names its product ADP-ribosylation factor-like 15a (gene arl15a). Gene Ontology annotation, molecular function: GTP binding; GTPase activity. The transcript has 5 exons. The record is from RefSeq and is a predicted model, not a curated record. NCBI's taxonomy places the organism in Eukaryota, Metazoa, Chordata, Actinopteri, Perciformes, Serranidae. Bases 355 to 933 code for a protein of 192 amino acids.
GCUUCGCUAGUUUCCUCAACCAAACACUCAACUGAUAUUGUGUGAUAAAAACUGGAAGUCAGCCGGUGGACGAGGGGGCUAUUUAGUCAGAAAAAGCACACGAACCCGGCGGCCCUCGUCGUUGUAAACAAACUCAGUCGUUUCUGUGCUUAAACUUGUCUUUUCAGCGAAGUAGACGGCGAAAAUUCCUGCUUUAAAGCCACCAAAGGCUGGUUUUUAUUCUGCUGUGGCUGUCGAAAGGCGGGGAAUACAAAGCGACGUGUGGCCAAAUCCAUUAGAUUUUGGACUCAUUGAAGCAAAAACGGAAUUACUACAAAGCCAGUUCGUGCUGCUGUGCCUGGUCAGCGAUAGUACAUGGAUUAUCUGUGUUUCCGGGCACUGUGCUGUAAAGGACCGCCUCCACCUAGACCAGAGUAUGAUGUGGUGUGCAUCGGCCUGACAGGUGCUGGAAAGACCAGCCUGCUCUCACGGCUUUGUAGUGAGGGCAGCGACGGCAUCGUUCCUACAACAGGUUUCAGCAUCAAAGCAGUGCCAUUUCCAAAUGCCAUCUUGAAUGUAAAAGAACUUGGAGGAGCUGACAACAUCAAGAAAUAUUGGAGUCGUUACUACCAGGGGUCACAGGGUGUAGUCUUCGUAUUGGACAGUGCCUCAUCGGAUGAGGACCUCGAGGCAGCACGUAACGAGCUUCACUCGGCCCUACAGCACCCGCAGCUCUGCACACUGCCUUUCCUCAUCCUUGCCAACCACCAGGAUAGGCCUGCUGCAAGGACGCCAAACCAGGUCAAGAAGUACUUUGAGCUGGAGCCACUGGCCCGAGGGAAGCGCUGGAUCCUGGAGGGCAGCACCACAGACAACUUGGAGGCAGUGAAGGAGAGCUUCGGUCAGUUCAUUUGCCUGUUGGAGGACAAAGACACAGAGCCUGCAAGGAUAUGAUGCUAACGCUGCUAAUGCUAAGAGACAUUAGCGGUUAACGACACAGAAUCACGACAUCCUGCUGGUGCCCAUGUACGCACGCACACACACACACACACACACACACACUCGUGCACAGACACAAACAUGCACACAUAAGUAAAUACAGCAGAUGCUGGCCUCUCUCUGAGAAGUGUAUUGUAUGUUAUCCUCCCUUCACUGCGCUCUUAUUUUUUUCAAAUUGGAAGAGUGUGUGCGCACAAGUCAGCCACUACAACCCGACAGAGGAGAGCGGUCAUUAAACCCAGUCAAUGUAAAGCAGUUUGUCAAGAGAAAUCAUUGAACUUUGCCAGAAAUGGGAAUCUUGUUUACUACUGUCUGUGCCAUUGUGAUUUAACUGGUGGCAUGUGGGACACAUGCAGUCCUUCUGUCAUCAUCGGACACUAACACGCACAUUCUCACUCUUACACACACAUACACACACACACACACACACACACUGUCACACACACAAUGGAGCCCAGGUUGUCUGUAGAUAUGUUUAACAUCUCCAGUAAUUACUUUACCGGAUGUUUGGGUAGGCUUGGUUGAUGUUCUUUCCACUGAGAAGUACUGUAUGGCUGUCACGUGUGCUUCUCCGUUUGACUCCGUAGCAACGAAAGUCGUUGUGCGGUUAGAAUCCAAAGCCUUGUGUUAUGUACGGUAGUUACAUAUCGGUGUCGCACCGUGUUUGAAUAUCUAAUCUGAAUAGUGUAGUCCAAGUAUCUCAUGGAUUAUUAUGUACAUGCAGAUGAGCAUAUUGCUGUGUGCCCUCCUGUGCAGCCAUACACAAGUACUACUAAUCAUGUGACUAAGUGCUAGGUGACUUAAUGGAAACCAUUUGGAGAAAUCAGAAACAAGUAUGAAUGCUUUUAUAAAUGUGCAACUUAGGAUAUAUUUUAUAGCUCUGUAUGUUAACCUCGUAGAGCUCCGUUCACAUUUUUUAUAUAUCAUCAAACCACAUUUAUGAAUUCUUUCAAAUCAAAGACCAAAAAGGAAAAAAACCCACAAUGAUUGAGGGGGCUGGAUGUGGCUAGAAGGUAGAGAAAUAAGAUGGAUUUAGUUUCAUUUCAGUGCAAAUCUCAUGUUUAUUUCUUCAUUUUUACUGUAUGUAUGUUUCCUUUUGAAUUUUACAUUAUCCUUCUCAACGCUGGCUAGUGACUCCAGUCUCCCAUCAGGGUGGAAUACAAACUCUAUCAAUCAGCCACAGCAACAGCUGCAUCUGACAAGUCCCUGUCCGACACCCUAAUGCCUUCCAACUGUCUGUGAAGACCCCUCCCUGUCUGCUGUUUAUCGCAGACCCCCGCCCCACCUCAUCCCAACCCGUCCCAACCAACACCACCCCUCCACUUCAGCUCUGCUCCCCCAUUACUGCUCGGUGGGGUUUUUUAUCCCAGAUGCCGUGGUUCAGCCCAGCUGCCCUUCGUGUGGACUCCACAUCUCUUAAAUGAGUCGUAUUCGUUGUGCCACAGGUGUGUGUUUGUCCCCAAGAUGUGCUUAAGUAACGUUCACACCUCUGUACGUGCUUUGUAUUUCUCUUGUUGUUUUGUUCAGUAUUUUGUCAGGUUUUUAGAAAUUGAAUCACUUUUUGUACCUGACAUGAGAUCUGCCAGGUAUUUUUUUCUACCUAGAUCCUAUCUUAUCUCGAUGGACUGGUGCAUUUGAUCGUUUGAAUGCAAAAUAAAUCUGUUCACUUGCUCACACAUAGGUUUUAAAACAUUCACUAAAGUCUUUUUUGUAUUUUUGUUUGUUUUUCAAUCAUGCAUUUUGUCUAAAAUGGCAAUUAAAGUUUUAAAAAUGUAAA